Miscanthus lutarioriparius is the source of this 795-nucleotide messenger RNA. The record is from the annotation of a GenBank genome assembly. Lineage: Eukaryota; Viridiplantae; Streptophyta; Magnoliopsida; Poales; Poaceae.
AUGGACGGGAAUUAUUUCGGGCCCCGGGAGCAGAUUCUGUGGCCGGCGUCGGUUCUUGCCGGCAUCGUCAUGUGCGGCGCUGUAUAUGAGAUGACUAGAAAGGUCAGUUCUCGAUGUUUCAAAUGUUACAAUAUGUUAAACAACACGCAAAAGGUUGAGUGGAACAAUAGGGGUUUCUCUACACUCCAUGCGUUGGUAGCUGCUGCCAUGUCUUUCUACUUGGUCAUGAUCUCUGACCUCUUUAAUGAAGAUGCGCACAAUAGCAUAAUAAUUGAUAGAAAAUCAUGGUUAUCUGAUUCCAUGUUUGGGGUUUCGAUUGGUUACUUUUUGACAGACUUGACGAUGAUCCUGCUUUAUUUUCCUUCUUUAGGUGGAAAGGAGUAUCUCUUGCAUCACGGACUUUCUAUGUAUGCAAUUGGUCUUGCUUUGUUGAGUGGCAAAGCACACAUGUACAUACUCAUGGUCCUCUUCACUGAAGUCACGACUCCCUUUGUGAACCUCAGAUGGUAUUUGGACGUUGCUGGUCAGAAGACUUGUAAUCUUUACUUAUACAAUGGCGUGGCUCUAUUUGCUGGAUGGCUGAUUGCUCGGAUAAUCUUAUUCAUCUAUAUGUUCACCCAUAUGUAUUUUCAUUUUGAUCAGGCGAGGUCCAUCUUCACCUUAGGAUUCUACAGCUUGGUGGCGGUGCCAUCGGCGGUUGCAGUGAUGAACGUGUUUUGGUUCUGGAAGAUACUCAAGGGGAUGGUGAAAACCCUUUCUAGGAGGAAGCGCAGUGAAAAUGGGAAAACAGACUAG